GCUGGAAUCAUCUCCUUGUGAUCUUCUCCAGUCCUACCUUCAUGGCCGACGCAAGCCACCAAGACCACAACGUUGCCCGCUGUCACCGCCAGCACUUCUUGGUGGUGGCCUACGGCAUCCAGAGCCACGUCAACCCAGCACAACACCUCGCCCGCCGCCUCGCUCGCAUCGACAGCUCAAUCCUCGCCACUCUCUCCGUUCCUGUCGCUGCUCACCGCCGCAUGUUCCCCUCGGCUGCCUCCGCAGACAGGGAGACCUCCGACGAGGCCAUCUCCUACGUGCCCUUCUCCGAUGGCUUUGACGAUGGCAUCAAGCCCACGGACGCCGCGGACAGGGCACACGGCCUCAGCACAAUGUUUCAGAGCCUCUCGGCCAUCGUCUCCCGCCUCGCUGCCCAGGGGCGGCCCGUCACGUGCAUCGUCUCCACCAUGGCCAUGCCCUCGGUGCUCGGCGUUGCACGGGAACACGGCAUCCCACUGGCCGUGUACUGGACCCAGCCAGCCACCGUGCUUGCCGCGUACUACCACUAUUUCCACGGCUACAGCGAGCUCAUCGCAUCGCACGCCUCUGACCCGGACUCCGAGGUGAGCUUGCCGGGGCUACGCCCGCUCCGCGUCCGAAGCUUGCCGUCCUUCGUCGUCGACACGACCGGCAGCGAGCUGUCCGAGAUGAUCGUUGAAGCGUUCCGUGAACUGUUCCAGUACAUGGACAGGGAGCAAACGAAGGUUCUUGUGAGCACGUUCGAUGGGUUGGAGGCCACCGCUCUCAGGGCAAUGCAGCCAUACUUGCAGGAGGUGUUUGCCAUCGGCACCAUGGCUGGGCCACCCGAAGCACGAACCCAUCUGUUUCAGCUGGGCAACAAGGGCUACACGGAGUGGCUCGGUGCACAGCCGGAGAGAUCAGUGGUGUACAUAUCUUUUGGGAGCAUCCUGACGUACAGCAGGCAGCAGAUGGAGGAGAUAUUGCAGGGAAUGCAGGAGUGCGGACGGCCCUACUUAUGGGUGGUGCGCAAGAAUGGGCUCGAAGAAGAGGCUGAGAACUUCUUGGAUGAUACCAUGAACCAUCACCAGGGAAUGGUGGUGGAAUGGUGCGACCAGCUAGAGGUAUUGUCGCACCCUUCGGUGGGGUGCUUCGUCACGCACUGCGGGUGGAACUCGACACUAGAAGCAUUGGCAUUUGGAGUGCCCAUGGUCGCUGCACCAAACUGGUCGGACCAGCCAACGAACGCAUUCCUGGUGGAGGAGGAAUGGGGGGCUGGCACCAGGGUGAACCGCAAUGGCGAGGGAGUUGUAGCCGGGGAGGACUUGGCAAAGAGUGUCGAAUCAGUGAUGGGAGAUUGUGAGACGGCAGUGGAAAUAAGGGAGAAAGCCAAUGCUAUGAAAGAGACACUGCGCAAGGUGGUAGCUCCAGGUGGACCAACAGAGAAGAGCCUCCAAUGUUUCGCCAAGGCAAUGGCAGCAUCAAAAGAAGUAUAAUGCUAGUUGAAUUAUGCACAAUCUGUUAAUGUCGAUCGAUGUGGAGAUUAAGGUCGAUUUAGAUGAGUUUUUUCUAGCUUGGUUACAGCUUUAGUUGU
Messenger RNA from Phragmites australis (common reed), 1573 nucleotides. RefSeq names its product crocetin glucosyltransferase, chloroplastic-like. Gene Ontology annotation, molecular function: UDP-glycosyltransferase activity. Lineage: Eukaryota; Viridiplantae; Streptophyta; Magnoliopsida; Poales; Poaceae. The coding region runs from base 42 to 1475 and encodes 477 amino acids. The transcript has a single exon. The record is from RefSeq and is a predicted model, not a curated record.